AUGGCCACCAACUUCGACAACAACUCCUACGACCUCAUCUGGGAGACCAUCCGUAUGCNNCACAACAAUGCCUUCCUUGUGAAGCGCAACCAGGCCGGUGGUGUUCAGUUCUCCAAGGACCCCCUUAACCUGACCAACCUUCACUCGCGCAAGGUAAAGAACCAAUCCUUCAAUUCCAAUCUUGCGAUCAAUAUGCUGAUUGCGCAAAAAAACAGUNACUCUUCGCUCGCCAACCCCCAGGCCAUUGGCAUCAACGCCAAGGACAACAAGAUCGAGGUCACCACCAAGCUCGGCAACAACUGGAACAAGCCCAGCAAGUCCUACCAGAAGGUCGCCUUCAAGGCCACCACCCCUUCGCGCAAGCUCAUCAACAACGCCGUCUCCGGCUCCACCAAGAAGGGCUACCGCUCUGACUUGCACAUGGAGGCCGUCCAGCGCGCUUCCGCCGUCAAGAAGUCCACCCGCCAGGUCAAGGCCACCGUUGCCCCUACCAAGCUCCGUGGCUCCAAGGCCCGCAAGGCUGCUGAGAAGCAGUAA
Molecule: messenger RNA, 537 nt
Organism: Aureobasidium musti
Lineage: Eukaryota; Fungi; Ascomycota; Dothideomycetes; Dothideales; Saccotheciaceae
Source: the annotation of a GenBank genome assembly